Carassius gibelio (silver crucian carp) is the source of this 986-nucleotide messenger RNA. It is a transcript of the gene cabp2b, whose product is annotated as calcium binding protein 2b. Gene Ontology annotation, molecular function: calcium ion binding. The coding region runs from base 26 to 802 and encodes 258 amino acids. The transcript has 7 exons. The record is from RefSeq and is a predicted model, not a curated record. NCBI's taxonomy places the organism in Eukaryota, Metazoa, Chordata, Actinopteri, Cypriniformes, Cyprinidae.
GAGAGAGCGUGCCAUUGUUGCAGGGAUGUUCAUGAUUAUUCGAGAAGGAUCAGCAGGAGGGGCAGAUAGUACCAGCGGCAUGAGUGCUCCACCGGAGAGAACCGCCAAACAGGUCCAGGCCGCAAUCAAGAAGAAGGUGGAGAAACAGAGGAAGCAAGUUGAAAUGGGUGUUGUGGAGGUAUUUAACAGUAAUUUAAGACCUAAAAUGGGACAGAGAAAGAAUCAGCCCCUCCAUCCACCAAGCAGAAGUGGAGAUGGUGAGGAGGAAGAAGAGGAGGAGCCUGCUAAGACUGGGGAACCGAAGGAGGAGGAGGAACUCGACCUCAGAACCAUCGUGGAUUCUGUUUUUGGUCAAGACAGGGAACUGCGUCCAGAAGAGAUCGAAGAACUAAGAGAAGCCUUUAAGGAGUUUGAUAGGAACAAAGGCUACAUCAACUGCAGGGACCUGGGCGAAUGCAUGCGGACGAUGGGAUACAUGCCAACAGAGAUGGAACUCAUUGAACUGAGUCAACAAAUAAGUGGGGGUAAAAUUGACUUUGAAGACUUUGUGGAGCUCAUGGGCCCCAAAAUGCUGGCAGAGACAGCAGACAUGAUUGGUGUCAAGGAGCUGAGAGAUGCCUUUAAAGAAUUUGACUCUAAUGGAGAUGGACAAAUCAGCAUCACAGAACUGAGAGAAGCCAUGAAGAAGCUGAUGGGGGAGCAGCUAAAUUCCAGGGAUAUUGACGAUAUACUUCGUGAUGCUGACCUCAACGGGGACGGACUUGUUGAUUUUGAAGAGUUUGUGAGGAUGAUGUCACGCUGACGAAAGCCAAACAGAGAGACUUUAUUUUCAUUAUGAGACUCUAAGAGGGACAUAUGGUGCAGCAAUAUGAAUGUCUUCGAUAACCUAUGCCACAUGAGAUACAAUAAAAAAAAAAAAAAAAAAAACAUUUAUUAAAUAAGCAUUAUUACGCAAAAGAGCAGUGUCUCAUUUCAAUAGACUAAUG